Messenger RNA from Myripristis murdjan (pinecone soldierfish), 7275 nucleotides. RefSeq names its product melanoma receptor tyrosine-protein kinase-like. The record is from RefSeq and is a predicted model, not a curated record. The coding region runs from base 215 to 3805 and encodes 1196 amino acids. The transcript is spliced from 27 exons. Gene Ontology annotation, biological process: protein phosphorylation; neurogenesis; multicellular organism development. Gene Ontology annotation, cellular component: signaling receptor complex; basal plasma membrane; plasma membrane. Gene Ontology annotation, molecular function: epidermal growth factor receptor activity; epidermal growth factor binding; ATP binding. Lineage: Eukaryota; Metazoa; Chordata; Actinopteri; Holocentriformes; Holocentridae.
UCAGUCCAGUCCACUGCACCACUGCCGCCGCUGCUGCGUCCCGGACUAUGGAGGAAACCUUACAUCUCAAGUUGGACUGAAACAAACAAACAAACAAACAAACAAACAAACAAACAAACCGAAGUAAACUCCCGAGCCGACACAAGCGGAGGAGCCACAGAGCCGCGGCCGGAGCGCGGAGCAGCGGAGGAGGAGGAGGAGGAGGAGGAGAGCCAUGCGGGGCGGCGGAGCGGCGCUGCUCCUGCUGCUGCAGCUGCUGCGGGGCUGCGGCCGAGCGCACAGCCGGACAGUGUGUCAGGGUAUGCGUAACCAGCUGUCGGUGCUUGGGCCGCCUGACGUGCACUAUGGGCACAUAGUGAGGAUGUACACCAACUGCACCAUCGUCCUGGGGAACCUGGAGAUCACCAGCGUCCAGGAGUACCACGACCUCAGCUUCCUCAAGUCCAUCCAGGAAGUGGGCGGGUACGUUCUGAUUGCCAUGAACAAGGUUGCAACGAUCCCGUUGGUCAAUCUGAGACUGAUCCGAGGCCACACCCUCUAUGAAGGUCGAUACGCUGUCGUGGUGAUGUCGAACUAUGAAAAGAACCACUCGUCUGCAACGCUCAACUACACCAGUGGACUGACACAGCUGCAGCUCAGCAACCUGACGGAGAUCCUGAACGGAGGGGUGAAGGUGGUCCACAAUCCUCUGCUGUGUAACAUUGAGACCAUCCAGUGGUGGGACAUCCUGGACAAAACUAAAAAUGCCAGUAUUCAACUCAAAACAGACAACUACACACGUAACUGUGAGAAGUGUGAUCCAGGGUGUGUUGAUGGUUCGUGUUGGGCGGCAGGACCAGAUCAUUGUCAGACAUUGACCAAGCUGCAGUGUGCUGAGCAGUGCAGCAGAAGGUGCCACGGGCCCAAACCCAGUGACUGCUGUAACGAGCACUGUGCUGCCGGCUGCACGGGACACAGAGCCACAGACUGCCUGGCCUGCAGGGACUUUAACGACGAGGGAACCUGUAAGGACGCUUGUCCGCCUCAGAUGAUCUACAAUCCCAACACACACCAGCUGGACCCCAACCCCAACGCCAAGUUCACCUUCGGGGCGACCUGCGUGAAGGCCUGCCCACAUAACUACGUGGUGACGGAGGGAGCGUGUGUCCGCACCUGCAGCCCCGGGACGUACGAGGUGGAGGAGGACGGAGUCCACCGCUGCAAAAUAUGCGACGGCCCCUGUCCCCUAGUUUGUAACGGGAUCGGGAUCGGCCCUCUGAGCAACGCCAUCGCCAUCAACGCCUCCAACAUCGAGUCCUUCAAGAACUGCACCAAGAUCAACGGGGGCGUGUCCCUCCUCACCACCUCCUUCAUGGGGGACAGUUUCUACGGCAUCCCGCCGCUGGACCCGGCCAAGCUGGAGUACUUCAGGACGGUGAAGGAAAUCACCGGCUUCCUGCUGAUCCAGUCCUGGCCCGAUCAUCUGGACUCUCUGUCGGUGUUUGAGAACCUGCAGAUCAUCAGAGGAAGAAUAACACACUCAGACUACAGCCUGAUUGCGCUGAAGCUGCCGCGGCUGCGCUGGCUGGGCCUGCGCUCGCUGCAGGAGGUGAGCGCGGGCCGGGUCAUGGUGCGGGACAACCCCGAGCUGUGCUUCGCCCGCCCCGACGCCUGGAGCCGCCUGUUCAAGUCCGACGGACAGAACGCCGUCGUGCGCAACAACGCCGCGCCCGACGCCUGCGAGCGGCAGAAUCGAACCUGCGACGCAGAGUGUACGCCCGACGGCUGCUGGGGGCCCGGGGCCUCCAUGUGCUUCUCCUGCCUGCACUUCAGCCGCAGGGGGCGCUGUGUGUCCCUCUGCAACCUGCUGCAGGGUGAGCCCAGGGAGGCGCUGGACGGCAGCCGCUGUGUGGAGUGUCACCCAGAAUGCCUUGUGAUGAACGGGACUCGAACCUGUGACGGCCCGGGUCCCGACCGCUGCGCCCGCUGCGCCCACGUCAGCGACGGGCCGCACUGCGUGGCCCGCUGCCCCCACGGCGUCCCGGGAGACAAGGACACGCUCGUCUGGAAAUACCCCGACGGGAAGGGGCGGUGCCAGCCCUGCCACCGCAACUGCACUCAGGGGUGCUCGGGGCCCGGCCUGGCUGGAUGCACACGGCCCACCGUCCACUCCAAGUGGGCGGUCGGUGUGGUGGGCGGGCUCUUGCUCGCUGUCAUCCUAUCGCUGACUGUCUUCGUGUUGAUGCGGCGACGGCGGAUCACCAGGAAGAGGACGCUGCGCCGCCUGCUGCAGGAGAGGGAGCUGGUGGAGCCGCUGACCCCGAGCGGCGAGGCUCCCAACCAGGCGCUGCUGAGGAUCCUGAAGGAGACCGAGUUCAAGAAGAUCCGGGUUCUGGGCUCCGGCGCCUUCGGGACCGUCUUCAAGGGCCUGUGGAUCCCAGAGGGAGAGGACGUGAAGAUCCCGGUGGCCAUCAAGGUUCUCCGAGAAGCAACGUCUCCAAAAGCCAACAAAGAAAUACUGGACGAGGCCUACGUCAUGGCGAGCGUGGACCACCCUCACGUGUGCCGCCUGCUGGGGAUCUGCCUGACGUCGUCGGUGCAGCUCGUCACUCAGCUGAUGCCGUGCGGCUGCCUGCUGGACUACGUGCGGCACCACAGGGAUCACAUCGGCUCCCAGUGGCUGCUCAACUGGUGUGUCCAGAUCGCCAAGGGGAUGAACUACCUGGAAGAGCGCCACCUGGUGCAUCGAGACCUGGCGGCGAGGAACGUCCUGGUCAAAACGCCUCAUCACGUCCGCAUCACCGACUUCGGCCUGGCUCGCCUCCUGACGGCCGACGAGAAGGAGUACCACGCCGACGGAGGGAAGGUUCCCAUCAAGUGGAUGGCUCUGGAGUCCAUCCUGCAGUGGACCUACACACACCAGAGUGACGUGUGGAGCUACGGUGUCACGGUGUGGGAGCUGAUGACGUUCGGCUCCAAGCCGUACGACGGCAUCCCGGCCAGCGACAUCGCCUCGGUGCUGGAGCGAGGAGAGCGCCUGCCGCAGCCGCCCGUCUGCACCAUCGACGUCUACAUGAUCAUGGUCAAAUGUUGGAUGAUCGAUGCGUCCAGUCGUCCGAGGUUCAGGGAGCUCAUCGUCGAGUUUUCUAAGAUGGCCAGAGACCCGUCCAGAUACCUGGUCAUCCAGGGGGACGAGCGCAUGCACCUCCCCAGUCCCGCCGCAGACAGCAGGUUUUACUCUCGCCUGCUGAGCUCAGACGACAUGGAGGACGUGAUCGACGCCGACGAAUACCUGCAGCCUUACAAAGGCCUGGGUAACCAUGACGACCGCACCUGCACCGCCACGAACGGUCACCCGGUGAGAGAGAACAGCCUCGUCCUGCGGUACAUCACCGACCCCACACACAGCGCCCUGGACCGGGACGACUGCCCCCCCGAGUACAUGAACCAGAGCGUGAGCGACACGAGUCGCAGCAGCCGCCUCUCCGAGGUUUUGAACCCAAACUACGAGGACCUGAGCCUGUCCCGGGACGCCGCCGCCGCCUCGCCCUGCUCGCCCCGCUCGCCGCCACGGGACCCCGAGCUCGCCGCCUGGCCGCCCGACGGACCCGAGGGACCCGAGUACCUGAACACCGGCCGCAGCCCGCUCCCCCUCGCCGCCAGCGACAGCCUCGACAACCCGGACUACCAGGCCGACUUCCUGCCGCAGGCCACGCCCCCCGCCGCCACCACGCUACCCUUACCGGGCGGCGGCCACUUCCUGCCUGCGGCGGAGAACCUGGAGUACCUGGGGCUGAACGCCGCGCUGCACGCCCCCGUCCGCUAGGGGGCAGCACCCCUCAGACUCGCUCCUUUUUAUUUUAAUUUUUAAUCUGUGGGAUUUUUUUUUUUUUGUGAUAUUUUGCCUAAUUUGUUUUAGGCCACGUGCAGUAUUUAACUUAACCUGUUAUUGUUUUGUUUUUAAAACUUGAAUUUUACUUUAAUUUAUCCAGGGAACGUCGACUGACACACUCACCAGUGCAAGCUGCCGCUGCAGUGAUGAGGCAGAGACUGCCUUGCUCAUGGGCUCUAACACAGCACGAGGGAGUCAAACCGACGACCUUCCAGUCAGACUGGGUGGCAGAUUAUCCUCAUAAAGUUUUCUUUUUUCUCAGAAGAAGCGAACAUGACGACGCACAACAAACACUCAUCUGUUAAAAUAUUAUCAAAUUAACAAAAUGAUCAAAUGAACUAAUUAACUAUUUAAAAAACUACUAACUUCUAAGAAUGACAUUAAAACUGGAAGUAUUUUGCCCUUUGAAACAUGAGAAUAUUUAUUGGAUUUCUGUGAAUGACAUGACAAGGCAGAAAAAAAAAUACCAGCCAAAAACUUUGAAAAAAAGAAGUUACAGGAGAAUCAGCUCAAAAUUCACAGAAACAUCAAGAACGACUGGAGAACUGUGUUUGUGUUAAAAUGAUGAUGUUCAGGUCAGUGGAGCGAUGGGAGCGGACACAAAGACAGAAAAAGUGUCGUGUAAAUUAAUCUAAAUUAAUCUGGGUUAAUCUGCCACCCUGGUAGUCUGACAUCACUGGAGAUGGAAAUUUCUCAAACAUUCCUCGUUUUCUCCUCGUUUUGUUUUGUUGUUGUUGUUGUUGUUGUUGUUGUUGUUGUUGUUGUUGUUGUUGUCGGUGAGCCAGCAGCUGAUCUGGAGUUCAGCUCUGCAGUUUUUCUGGUUGUGGACUCGAGACGCCGUGGAAACAGGAAGUGGGCGGCCGGGCGGGAGGUGGAGGUCUGGACCAGGAGCUCCAGCAGGAGGACGUGGCUCAGAGCGGAGGACUCCAACCCCCCCCCUGAGCUCAUGUCUCAGCUUUCCGUCCAGUCGGUCUGCGCCCGUCCAGCCCGCGGUCGGACCGUCUGAUUGGUCAUCUGUCUGAAGCGCCACCGCUGCGAUAACGUCGACUCAAACGGAAAACGUUAGCUGAGGUCUGCUAACGCCAAACACGAGUCCAAACUGUCACUUUCAGGCCGUUUGGAGUCCAACGUCACAAAACUAGAGUCAAACUGGAGUCAGACUGGAGUGACACUGGAGUGAGACUGGAGUCAGACUGGAGUCAAACUGGAGUCUGUUGUUGUCAAAAACUUUGACUUUUAAACUUGACAAGUCAGGACAGAGGAUUGGAUUGGAUUAUUUAUUUAUUUUGACUUUUAUUUGAGCAGGACGUCCUGGAGGAGAGCCGGCAGCUGUCCGCUGUUUAAACGCUGCAGGCAUGUGACCCUCAGCAAACUGGAGCAAACCGGCUCGAUUUCUAUCAAAAACAUGAAAAUAUGAAAAAGCUCAUGAGCAGCUUCACGAGGAAUGACCCAAAAAUUUGCAAAAAAAAAAUUAGUAAAACCCAAAAAUGAGCAGCCAAGGUCAUUUUCUUGUAACCUUUUAUUAAUUUCUGCUAAACCGGCGGCUCGUUUCUUGCUAAGUGGCUUUUUCUUCCCAAGUCGGUGAAAGAAAUCUGGACUUUUUUGCUCAGAGUUUAAAGGGUUAAAGCCUGUCUGGGCUUAUUGAGAUGAUUUGGGUGGAGUUGGGAUUAUUUGUGCGUUCCUCUCUGACGUCCCAGGACUGAGGAAAGCAGGUGAACGUUUGUAUAAAUGUACAGUUUGUGUGUGUGUGUGUGUGUGUGUGUGUGUGUGUGUGUGUGUGUGUGUGUGUGUGUGUGUGUAUGUGACUUCAUCCUCAGCGUCAAAAUGUGAAAUGAGCUGUGAGGCCGCCGCUCCCGGCCAAAAAAAACAUUAAAGAAACCCGUUUUAUUGGUUUAAACCCAAAUGGGAGACGAAUCACAUCCAAUUAAACACAGUAAACCUGUCAGUCCAUCAGUGUAUUAUUAUUAUUUUUUUUUAAUUAAUUUUUUUUUUUAUAAAUUUUUGGGGUUGAUUUCUUAUCAUUUUCUUGUAUGUUUUUUUUUUUUUUUUUUUCUUACACAUUUUUAAACAUUUUCCAGGCCUGAAAAAUCUAUAUUAAAAUUACACGGCUUUUCCAAGAUUUUAGGGAUAUUGCAUCAUUUUCCCAAAACAUUCCCAGAUUCUGUGACGUCUCCAGUUUUUCCAUGAGCGUACAGAAACCCCGUCAAACAAACACACUCUUCCAAAAGAGGAACCCGACGCAGGUUUUGUGAACGCAGAAAACUCAUCUCACUUUUCUUUUUUUUUCUUUCUUUUUUUUUGAAGUCUUAUUUUUACCUGUGUCGAAUUUCUUUUUUGGAAGAAGCUACACACCCUAAAGGGCCGGCUUUAGGGUGUGUGUGUGUGUGUGUGUGUGUGUGUGUGUGUGUGUGUUUCAGCACUUUCAGGUAUUUACAGAUGAUGUAUGUAAAGCAGCAGAAGCAGGAAUAGCGCCAUCUGCUGGUAGAGAGCAGCAGGAUGAGCACCAACAGUGGCGAUGACAACUAAUUUGACAGUCAUCUCUGUGGAGGAAAAAAACUGUGUGUGUGUGUGUGUGUGUGUGUGUGUGUGUGUUGAACCAUGUAAUGUGAAAAAUACCAGGAUCACGUUUAAACCGUAACGCAUUUAUACUGAAGAUCCUCAGCGUUUCCCUGCCUGAGUGCGUUGAGAUCUUCAUAUAUAAGUUCUGUUACAAAUACAGUUCACUGACAAAAUGUUUUUUUUUUUUUUUUUUAUCACAAAAAUGUCACAGACACUUUGAGACACUAGAAGCUCCGUCCCAGUGAUUCUGAAUGUUUGGUCCAUUUUCUACAACUUUAUUGGGCUGAUGGAAAACUGGAGUGAAGAAAGUGUGAAGGCUCUGAAAGUUCAUGUUCAUAUCGUAGUGGAAUGAAUGGAGGAAAGGGAGGAGGAGUGAUGUGGCAGCUCUGAAAGCCCACUGCUCGCUCUGGGAGGAGAGCAGAGGAACGUGAAGGAGAGGAACCUCUGGACAUGCAGAGGAACGGGGACGGAGCUUUAACUCUCUGCAUGUUUAGUCACUGCUUCAGUAGCACAAACACACCGCCUGUGACAGACUGUAAUGACUAUAAUAAUAAUAAUAAUAAUAAUAAUAAUAACAUAAACCCGUGAAGUGUGGUCCUGGUGCGAGCAGGGGGGUAGAAACACACUGGAUCGGACAGGCGCUGUGUCACCAACAUGACCAAACCUCACAAACUGUGUACAGAGUCCUGACAGCACUGCUCACAAAAUAAAAGCCUCUUUGCUCCUGUCGCGCUCGUGUGUCUGUGAGUCAGACGUUGAUUUCCCCGUUUUGUUCAUGUGAUAUUGAGGUGGCGGCGAGGUCAUGCAAAUCCAGCCACAUUGACAACACAACCCACUUCCAUUAC